Messenger RNA from Achroia grisella, 811 nucleotides. RefSeq lists its product as uncharacterized. The record is from RefSeq and is a predicted model, not a curated record. NCBI's taxonomy places the organism in Eukaryota, Metazoa, Arthropoda, Insecta, Lepidoptera, Pyralidae. The coding region runs from base 157 to 726 and encodes 189 amino acids. The transcript is spliced from 4 exons.
UGACAUAUAUUACAUCUCAAUGAUUUAUCAAAAUAAACACCAUUUUCAUUAAACAAUUUCAAUUUAUAACCAAAUUAAAAUGUUUCUGACACAAUUAUUACAUUAUAACUAUUCCAGCUUGAACUGGCAUGCGUUACAUUAAUGUAAUAUAGCAAAAUGGCUUCCGCAGUGGCAAGAGAUGGCGCAUUCAAUAAUGAAUCAAAUUCUUUGAAUCCAAGGAUAUCAUUUCAAAAUAUAUCCAGAGAGAAUGUAGAAGAAUGUCAGCUGAGUAAUCAAAUUAAUGCACGUUCGUCAUCUGAAUACACGUUAACAAGCGGCCGGAGUCAGUUCAGCUAUGCUAUGGACACUUGGAUGGCAGGAACUCCAACGGAGAGUACGGAUGUUCAACGCAGUAGAGUGGCAGCAGUUCAGCGGUCCACCAUGGUCACUCCAUCGUCAAUCGGUAGUACUGACAUGUGGUACAUCCUGGCGAUGGUACUGCCCCUGUUCAGCUUCAACAACGUAAAUUUUGGCUGGAGAUGCACUCCUAGCACGUUACUGAACACCGCUGAAUUGUUCUUCACGCAAAUAGCAACCGUCUGCGACAGAGUUAAGGACCGUAUUCGCAGAUUGGCUGAAGACCAUCUAGCCAGGGACAUCUUCGCUACUGCAAUGGACAUCGUGCUGGUCAUUUACGCUAUGGGAUUUCUAAUAAUCUCCAUGUACCAAGCUUCCGUUAUUGGUUAAGCUGUUUUGAAUUCUAUGCUAAUUUAGUUACAGUUGAUUUUAAAUUGUGAUAGUAGAUCCUGAAUAUAGAUUUGUUUAAUACAGU